AUGUGUUUCACAUUUCUGACUGGUUGUUUUGGCGCAAUCAAUACUUCUACAAGAUACAUUGAUUUAGAUGGCGAUUAUAAUACAGUCAUGCACACGGAGUAUUGCCUUCGGGUUGCAUGCCAAGUGAGCACAAACCACCAGGUCCUUGCCUCUUAUGAGCAAGAGAAGCCAGUAUCCCCCAAACUUCAGCACCGGAGCAACAGGAAUAUAAGUUCCCACUUAACCAAAGAAAGCCCAGCCUCACAGUGGGCUGGGAAGGAUGAUGAUGAAAACGUGCGUUCGGAUCUGAAGGCAGUCAGGGAGGAUAUAAUGAUUGGAAGAGAGGUCGGAGGAGAGAUUAUGGCACGGAGGAAUAGCUGGAGAAAACAAAUGAUAAAGUUCAACUUAUGUUUCUUUUUCUUCUGUCGUGGAUGGUGGGCGUUUCUCUUGCUUCAGCUCCACAUGUUUCAAGCACUGGCACAAGUUGGUGAUUCACAGUUCAGUUCAACUAAAUUGGAUGAUGUUGCACCAUAUUUCAAGACUGAACCAGGUUUACCCCAGAUUCAUCUGGAAGGGAAUCGCCUUGUACUCACUUGCCUUGCUGAAGGGAGCUGGCCAUUGGAAUUCAAGUGGAUAUGUAAUGAUAAUGAGAUCACCACCUAUACCAGCGAAUAUAAGUACAUUAUUCCAUCUUUAGAGAGGACUGAUGCUGGGUUUUACCGAUGUGUGGUACGCAACAGGAUGGGAGCACUCUUGCAGAGAAAAUCUGAAGUUCAAGUUGCAUAUAUGGGAAAUUUCAUGGAUGCAGACCAGAGAAAAGCUGUAUUUCAAGGCCAUGCUGCAGUUCUAAACUUGCCUCACAUCAUAAGCUAUCCCAGACCACAAGUGACUUGGUUUAGAGAUGGGCACAAGAUUAUUCCAAGCAGCAGAAUAGCCAUAACCCUGGAGAAUCAACUAGUGAUCUUGGCAACAACUUCAAGCGAUACGGGAGGUUACUACGUCCAGGCUGUCAAUGAAAAAAAUGGAGAAAAUAAGACAAGCCCAUUCACUUAUUUGAGCAUAGAAAGUAAUAGGCUAGUUUGUCUGGAAUGUAGAAAGGAUUUAAAUGAAAAGAUAAACAAAAGUGAUAUUGAUACACCUGAUAUCUUGGCUCCUGUCAUUGUCAUCCCUCCAGGCAAUACAAGUGUAGUGGCAGGAACCAGUGAAGUCACAUUGGAAUGCAUAGCCAAUGCAAGACCUAUUGAAGAAUUGAGCAUGACUUGGAAGAGAAAUGGAGUAAAAAUUACUAAUGGACUCCACAGUUUGGGAAGACGGCUUACUAUCACCAACCCAACGUCCUCUGACAUUGGAAUGUACAUCUGUGAGGCUGAAUUAAGAGGAACUGACUUUGAGCCAGCAAGAACAAAAGCCUUUCUUUCUAUCAUAGAGCCUCCCUAUUUUACUGCUGAACCUGAGAGUAGAAUUCUAGCCCAAGUGGAAAAAACCGUGGAUAUCUUGUGUCAAGCAAUGGGAGUGCCAGUCCCUAAUCUUGAAUGGUAUAAAGACUCUGUCCCCAUCAGCAAGCUCCGGAAUUCUCGUUAUAAAUUGCUAGUGAGCGGAGGUCUGCGAAUCCAGAAGCUACAUCCCAAUGACUCUGGGAUCUUUCAGUGCUUUGCAAAAAAUGAAGGUGGGGAAAUAGAAACACACACCUACCUGGAUGUAACUAAUAUUGCCCCAACAUUUACUCGGCGUCCAGUGGAUACCACCGUUACAGAUGGAAUGACAGCAGUGCUCACCUGUGAAGUUUCAGGAGCUCCAAAACCUGCUAUCACAUGGAGAAGAGGGAAACAGAUUUUGGCCAGUGGCUCUGUUCAGAUUCCUAGAUUUAUCCUUCUUGAGUCUGGAGGCCUGCAGAUAACCCCAGUCUUUCUCCAGGAUGCUGGCAACUACACCUGCUAUGCAGUCAACUCUGAAGGAUCUCUAAAUGCAUUCGCCAUGCUGACUGUGUGGAAUCGUACUUUUAUUGUCUACCCUCCUGAGGACCGAAUCGUUAUUAAGGGAACUACAGCCACCCUGCACUGUGGAGCAAUUCAUGAUCCUAGAAUUCCUAUCAGAUAUGUUUGGAAGAAGGACAACAUCAUCAUAAAUCCAGCUACAAGUUCUAGAGUUGUGGUAGAAAAAGACGGUUCCCUUCUCAUUAGUCAGACGUGGUCAGGUGACAUUGGUGACUACACCUGCGAGGUUAUUUCUGAUGGAGGGAAUGAUUCAAGAAUGGCUCGAUUGGAAGUGAUUGAACUGCCUCAUUCACCUCAAAACCUCCUGGCUAGCCUGAAUUCUUCCCACAGCCGCACCGUGGUGCUCUCCUGGGUUCGGCCCUUUGAUGGAAACAGUCCUGUGCUUUAUUACAUUGUGGAGCUGUCUGAGAACAAUUCUCCAUGGAAGGUGCAUUUAUCUAAUGUUGAUCCAGAGAUGACUAGUGUCUCCGUCAGUGGCCUCACUCCAGCUCGUACCUACCAGUUCAGAGUAUGUGCUGUCAAUCAGGUGGGCAAGGGCCAACACAGUGCUGAAACAAGCAGACUGAUGUUACCCGAAGAACCUCCUAGUGCCCCACCUAAAAAUAUUGUGGCCAGUGGGCGCACCAAUCAAUCCAUCAUGGUCCAGUGGCAGCCACCCCCUGAAACUGAACAUAAUGGUGUUCUCCAUGGCUAUAUCCUCAGGUAUCGCUUGGCAGGCCUACCUGGUGAAUACCAGCACAGGAACAUUACCAGCCCAGAGAUUAACUAUUGCUUGGUGAAAGACCUGAUCAUCUGGACCCAAUAUGAAAUUCAAGUGGCAGCUUAUAAUGGAGCUGGUCUGGGAACGUUCAGCAGAGAAGUGACAGAAUAUACAUUACAAGGAGUCCCCACCGCUCCCCCUCAGAAUGUGCAAACAGAAGCCCUCAACUCCACCACUAUCCAGUUCCUAUGGAACCCUCCUCCUCAGCAGUUCAUCAACGGCAUCAACCAGGGAUACAAGCUCUUAGCAUGGCCAGUGGAUGUUCCAGAAGCUCUGAUCACUGUCACCAUUGCGCCUGACUUCCAUGGUAUCCACCAUGGGUAUAUAACUAACUUGAAGAAGUUUACUGCUUACUACACAUCAGUUCUAUGUUUCACCACACCAGGGGAUGGCCCUCGGAGCCCACCCCAACUCAUCUGGACUCAUGAAGACAAGCCUGGAGCUGUGGGACACCUGAGUUUCACUGAGAUUCUGGACACGUCUCUCAAGGUCAGCUGGCAGGAACCUGUGGAGAAAAAUGGCAUUAUUAUAGGUUAUCAGAUUUCCUGGGAAGUAUACAGUAGAAAUGACUCUCGUCUUACACUUACUUUAAAUAAUACAACUCAUGAAUAUAAAAUUAAAGGACUGUCAUCUCUUACCACCUACACUAUUGAAGUGGCAGCUGUCACAGCAACAGGGAUUGGACUGGUGACCUCAUCCACAAUUUCUUCUGGAGUUCCACCAGAACUUCCUGGAGCCCCUUCCAAUCUGGUGAUUUCCAAUAUCAGUCCUCGAUCGGCAACUCUUCAGUUCCGGCCUGGUUAUGAUGGGAAAACCUCUAUCUCCAGAUGGAUAGUAGAGGGACAGAUUGGUGCAAUUGGCGAUGAUGAGGAGUGGAGCUGUCUCUAUGAAGAAGAAAAUGAGCCUGAUGCCCAGAUGUUGGAGAUACCAAACCUCACUCCCUACACUCAUUACAGGUUUAGGAUGAGACAAGUGAACGUUGUUGGCCCCAGCCCUUUCAGUCCGUCAUCUCGUGUGAUCCAGACUUUGCAGGCCCCACCUGAUGCUGCACCUGCAAGUGUAACAGUUCGAACUGCAAGUGAGACUAGCCUCUGGCUCCGAUGGGUGCCACUCCCUGAUUCACAGUAUAAUGGCAAUCCUGAAUCUGUGGGCUAUAGGAUUAAAUACUGGCGAACUGACCUUCAGUCUUCAGUAAUGGUGCAAGUAAUCCACGACAGACUGGAGAGAGAAUACACCAUCGAGGAACUGGAAGAGUGGACUGAAUAUGACCUACAGAUGCAGGCAUUCAAUGCCAUCGGGGCAGGGCCUUGGAGUGAAGUGGUGAGAGGUCGGACUCGUGAGUCUGUUCCAUCAGCUGCUCCUGAAAAUGUGUCUGUUGAGGCCGUAAGCUCCACUCAGAUUUUAUUGACAUGGGCUUCUGUACCUGACCAAGACCAGAAUGGACUCAUACUGGGUUAUAAGAUUCUAUUCAAGGCCAAAAAUUUGGACUCCGAACCCAAAACCCAUGUAGUGAGAGGGAACCACACACAGUCCGUUCUCCUGGCAGGCUUGCGGAAGUACGUGCUCUAUGAGCUCCAGGUGCUGGCAUUCACACGCAUUGGAAAUGGAGUCCCAAGCUCUCCUCCCAUUUUAGAACGAACGAAGGAUGAUGCUCCAGGUCCACCUGUGAGACUUGUGUUUCCUGAAGUGAGGCUGACCUCUGUGAGGAUUGUGUGGCAACCACCAGAGGAACCGAAUGGGAUUAUUCUGGGGUAUCAGAUUGCAUAUCGUCUUGCAACCAGCAGCCCCAACAAGUUCACCACUGUUGAAGUUGGCUCUACUGUCAGACAGUUCACGGCCACAGAUCUAACUCCAGAGUCAGCAUACAUCUUCAGGGCAUCAGCAAAGACAAGACAGGGAUGGGGGGAACCUUUAGAAGCUACAGUCAUCACAACUGAAAAGAGAGACCGCCCAGCACCACCCAGACAUCUUCUGAUUCCUCAGUCAGAAGUGACCUCUAGGAGCCUACAACUCCAGUGGGUCCCUGGCAGUGAUGGGUCAUCACCAAUACGGUAUUUCACAGUGCAGAUCCGAGAACUACCAGGAGGAGAGUGGCAAACGUACUCCUCGUCCAUCAGCCACGAGGCCACAGCUUAUGUUAUUGAAAGAUUGAAUCCCUUCACCUCCUACAAGCUCCGCCUGAAAGCAACCAACGACAUAGGAGACAGUGACUUCAGUGCUGAGACAGAGGCAGUAACUACCUUGCAAGAUGUUCCUGGAGAACCUCCGAGUUGUGUGUCAGUGACGCCUCAUACCACUUCUUCCGUUCUGGUGCAAUGGCAGCCACCAAGGGAUGAGAGUCUGAAUGGCCUUCUUGUGGGAUACCGCAUUUAUUAUCGAGAGCUGGAAUAUGAAGCUGGACCUGGAACAGAAUCCAAGACUGUCAAAAAUCCCUCAGCUCUAAGAGCAGAGCUCACAACCCAAAGCAGCUUCAAGACAGUGAACAGCAGCUCUGCAUUAACAACGUAUGAAUUAACACAUUUGAAGAAAUAUAAACGCUAUGAAGUGAUAAUGACUGCAUAUAAUAUCAUUGGGGAGAGCCCCGCUGGUGCUCCAGUGGAAGUCUUUGUAGGAGAAGCUGCACCAGCAAUGGCUCCACAGAACAUACAAGUGAACCCUCUCACAGCAAGUCAGCUGGAAGUCACAUGGGACCCACCUCCUGUGGAGAGUCAAAAUGGGAUCAUACAAGGAUACAAGAUAUAUUACUGGGAGGCAGACAGUCGGAAUGAAACUGAAAACAUGAAGGUCCUUUUUCUCCCAGAGACAAUGGUCAAGCUGAAAAACCUGACUAGUCACACCAAAUACCUGGUCAGCAUAUCUGCCUUCAAUGCAGCUGGAGAUGGGCCCAAGAGCGAACCCAGACAGGGGAGAACACAGCAAGCUGCACCUGGUGCUCCCAGUUUCCUGGCAUUCUCAGAAAUAACUUCUACUACUCUUAACAUUUCUUGGGGAGAGCCAGUAGCAGCAAAUGGUGUCCUACAGGGUUAUCGAGUGGUUUAUGAGCCCUUAGCACCUGUCCAAGGAGUAAGCAAAGUGGUGACUGUGGACAUUAAAGGAAAUUGGCAACGCUGGUUGAAGGUGAGGGAUCUCACAAAAGGAGUAACCUACUUCUUCCGAGUGCAGGCGCGCACCAUCGCCUAUGGACCUGGACUACAGGCCAACAUCACAGCUGGCCCGGCAGAGGGAUCUCCUGGUUCUCCUCGAGAUGUUUUGGUUACAAAAUCAGCUUCUGAACUAACUCUGCAAUGGACAGAGGGAAAUUCUGGAGACAGACCUACAACAGGCUACAUCAUAGAGGCACGACCUUCAGAUGAAGGACUAUGGGAUAUGUUUGUGAAGGAUAUCCCCCGAAGUGCUACAUCCUACACUGUCAGCUUGGACAAACUCCGGCAGGGGGUGACUUAUGAAUUCCGAGUGGUGGCAGUAAAUGAUUUUGGCUAUGGAGAGCCUAGCAGUCCCUCUGUAGCUAUAUCAGCCCAAUCGGAAACUCCAUUCUAUGAGGAGUGGUGGUUUCUUCUGGUGAUGGCCCUUUCAAGUCUGAUACUCAUCCUGCUCAUUGUGUUUGCCUUGGUCUUGCACGGGCAGAAUAAGAAGUACAGGAACUGCAACACAGGAAAAAGCAUCUCCAAUAUGGAGGAAUCAGUUACUCUGGAUAAUGGAGGAUUUGCUGCCCUGGAGCUAAACAGCCGCCAUCUCAAUGUCAAGAGCACUUUCUCCAAGAAGAAUGGCACCAGAUCCCCUCCUCGACCAAGUCCUGGCGGUCUACAUUAUUCUGACGAGGAUAUCUGCAACAAGUACAAUGGAGCAGUGCUAACUGAGAGUGCGAAUUUGAAGGAGAAAUCUGUAGAUGCAUCUGAAUCUGAGGCCACAGACUCCGAUUAUGAAGACGAACUGCCGAAGCAUUCCUUUGUUAACCAUUACAUGAGCGACCCUACCUACUAUAACUCCUGGAAGCGCCAGACGAAGGGGGUAAAGCACCCUGCUGCAUACAGAUAUGAAGAGUGUGCAGCCAAUGAGACUGAACCCUACUUCCAGACUGUCAUCACCACACAGAGUGCAGGGGGUGUGUACACCCCAACAGGACAACAGGCCCCAGGUUCUCGGACUCCAGUUACAGGUUUCUCUUCAUUCGUCUGACACUCUAAAGGCUACGUACAGCACAGUGGGAACUCCCGCCAACAUUGGGGUGACCCAGCACAACAUCUGGGUGGGUGGCUGGUGCAGUGAACUGUGGGUAAAUUUCUCUAUCAGGGUAGAAUGGAUGCGAACGUUAAUAAGUCUAUUUUUUUGAAGACAAUCAACUCCGACAACAGAGCUGAAGUUUCGUUUAAAAACAAUUUCUGAUAAGUGACGACUUUAAGCACUUGUGAAUAGUAGGAUUUCAGUUGGAAGGUUUUUUUGUUGCUUUUUGUAAUACCACUGCAAGAAGCAGCUGCCUUUUCCUUUUCUUUUUUUUUUUCUUUUCUUUUUAAGAGAAGGCAUAUUUCAUUGGUGCAGUGGCUUGGCACCUUUGAGACUUCAAAAGAUUUAAAAACUUUCCAUUUCUCCAUCUUAAAGGCCAGGUAGGAAUGAUGAAGUGUGAAAAGAGGAUGGAGCUGUGUGUGAAAUAUUAGGAUGGACUCCUAGCCUACUGCUUUCUCCUUUCUACCUCCUCUGUAGGAGAAGAAGCCUGUUCACAUGAUUCUCCAUGGUACGACAACCUUGGUUCACUCUUGGUGUUUUGAUAAUGAAUAUUUUCUCUGUGCUCACUUUUGACAUUCCUUUCUCCCCUCCCUAACCCCAUCCAUUCCUAAAAUACUUGCACUUGGCAGUUUCUAGCAGAGAAAACAUUUGAAAGCUCUGUUCCUGGCAUGAGAUAAUACAAAUGGAAAGUCAUUCCAAGGUGGUAUCAUUUUGGCCCUGUUGUGGGUCAGGUCCUCCCCUGCAUGGGCCAUCCCAGUGGUAAUUUAACAAACAAGCAAACAAAGGCCACAUAAUGGUAUGGGAAACAUGACCUGAGGUUGGUUGGUAACCACCCAAUCAUGGGAGCUUAUGAAACUGCUUCCAUCCCACAGAGGCAAAAAGUAUGCAGCCUUCCCUUGCUAAACCAGGCAGAAAGACAACAUUUCCAGAAUUGCCUGGGACUUGAGGAGGAGUCCAAGAGGGUUUUUUAAAAACCUUUUUUUUUUUAUAUGUCACACUAAAUGAGUGAGUCUUUGGUGUUUCCA
Molecule: messenger RNA, 7979 nt
Organism: Trichosurus vulpecula (common brushtail)
Lineage: Eukaryota; Metazoa; Chordata; Mammalia; Diprotodontia; Phalangeridae
Gene: SDK1
Product: sidekick cell adhesion molecule 1
Exons: 49
Coding region: 1-6909 (2302 amino acids)
Molecular function (GO): protein binding
Source: RefSeq, a predicted model, not a curated record